Molecule: messenger RNA, 2442 nt
Organism: Clonostachys solani
Lineage: Eukaryota; Fungi; Ascomycota; Sordariomycetes; Hypocreales; Bionectriaceae
Source: the annotation of a GenBank genome assembly
AUGGCUCCCGCCUCCUCCCAGUCUCAAGACGAAGGCCGUACCUCCGAAGGCGAGACGGAUGGUGCACCUCUGCAUCCGAGUGAGGCGGCCAUUGCUGCAAGCUUGGACGAACAGCUGGAGCUGCAGCGAAAGAAUUUGGCAGAAUUGAGGUUGAUUCUAGAGAACCAUCGAGAUACCCUGCAGGAGGAAGAUGAUGAGCCUGCGGGCCAAGUGACAGCCUCGGCGACAGGUCGCGUCGCCUCCAGGUACGAUCCAACCGACACAACCCAAUUCACUGGCCAAGUAGAGCUUCUCCAGCAAAAGAUAUACGAAGCUAUUGAGAGAGCUGGCGCAUCGCCCGAUGAAGAUGGAUUCGCAGCAGCCCUGCAUGCCAUUUCUCCCUCAGCCGUGAAACCCCCAAAGAAAACACGCGGCCCGUCACCAGAAGUCACUCACGGCACUCAGUCCAAAGGCAAGAAUCCCGCCAACCAGGCGAUCCAGCCGAGCCUCUCAACCGCGUUGACGCACCCCAUCAAUGCAUCCUAUAAAAAGCCCGUCAUCUUUUACCGAGUUGCUUGCUCUGACUUGGAUCCCAAGUGCAAUAAGCGAUUGUAUCUUGAUUCACCUCAGUACAAGCAGGGUCACCUCACGGGCGACAGAGUGGUUUCGGAUUUGGAACAGUUCCUGAAGCAGCGUGAAAACCCGCCAUUUGUCGUGUAUCGCGCAUUCCAAUGCUCUGGCAGCGGAUUUGUAACGACAACUCAGAAAACGAGUCCGGCACAAACUGAUGAGGUGGUUUUAAUCUUGAACAAGGACCUCCUUUCCAUUAUCAAGCGGCUCUCCAAGUUCACCUCCGACUUUCUCGACGAUAAAAUUUCGAUCUUGGGACGAAACGAUUUGUAUAAAAUGCCUGCAUUAUAUCCUCACUAUUUCCUCUAUCAUCACAGAAGAGAAAUCUACUCCAAGGCGUCCGGGGCUUCUGAAGGAAGUCCAAUCAAGCUUUUCGCUCAGUGGUUGCAAAGUCUCCCUAUCCCUAUGUAUGCCGAGUGCGACAACCUGUUCUCAAAGCGUCUAGUAUCCGCCACCACUCUGUGCUGGCUUUUCCCUGUCAACGGACUUUGUAUAGUUGAUAAAGGUCAUCGAAAGCUCGGGUAUGUAGUGGACGGUGUUGGUAUGGACAAGGGAACGGUGAUCCUGUCAGCCUGGAGCUGGGGAUUCAACGGACAAUGGGUGUUUCGCAUCUAUACGGUGCUCAGGGUGAAAAACACGGUAAUCUCGACGAAGCCCAGCAUGAAAAUCGAAGACCUUGGAGUAUACCCAAUUGGCUAUGGCCCAGAAGACAUGAGCCAACAGCUGCUGGAGAAGGGCGCCAAAUUCUGGAAGUUGAAGGACCAAGGAUUUCAUGCCUAUGAAGGUUGGGACUACAAAAGGGAGACCUAUUAUACAGCAGACUCCCGAUGGAUGAUUGACUACGACCUGUGGCUCGAAGCUGGUGGUCGCGAUGAGUAUGCCAAGAACCCAAAGGUGAAACCGAGGAAGGAACAUGAUAAUUGGGGAGACGAUCUUCCGGCCUCCCUUGAGCCAAGCGCGGUUCAGCAAAUGCUACUCCCGCAGGCCAUCCAUGCAUACAACACGAAGGAGUUGAAAUGGAUGCUUCUGUCGGUGGACCAGAUUCGACCGGUUGCCUGGAACAAGGAUGCAUUCAAUCGACUUAUACUCCCGCAACGAACCAAAAGCAUCCUCAAGGGGCUCGUGAUGACGAAGAAACCGGCAGCUAAGCCACCUGGUUCUACCGAAACCCAGCAAGAUAGAGCCAAUUUUCUAAUUUCACGAAACGGAAGGCCUUUAAUUUUGCAUUUCCAUGGUGGUCCUGGAACAGGAAAGAGUUUUGCUGCUGCAGAACUUGCUGAGAUGCCAGUUUUCCGCGUCGCUUGCGGAAUGAUUGGUACGACCUAUGAUGUAUUGGGUGAAUCUAUUCGCCGCUCUCUUCGCUGGGCCGACAAAUGGAAAUCCAUUGUGCUAUUUGACGGCCUCGAUGUAUUUCUCGACAGGAGAUCCGGAUCGGAUUCUGAAUACAAUCGUCUCGCGUCAGCGUUUUUCGAAGGUAUAGCAUGCCACGACGGUAUCAUCAUACUAACAUCUAGCGAUGCCCAAUCCAUUGAUAGCAAAUAUGCGUCCCGCUGCCAACUCAAUGUCACGUUCCCACCGUUGGACAAACCCGCCAGACGGAGCGUAUGGAAACACUGCCUCGACCAACUGCGGGCAGAAAGUGGGAUUUCCUGCGCACAAGGGAUUCAGUCGCACCUCGCUGCUCUAUCGUCCCACCAACUUAACGGAAAGCAGAUACAUCACGCACUUACAACUGCCCGGCAGAUGGCCCAAUUUGAAAAGUCGAAGCUGGAACUUAAACAUCUCAAGGACGCCAUAGAGAUAGCGACCGAUUCUGACCGUCAACUGGAGUGA